This is a messenger RNA of Candoia aspera, 2057 nucleotides long. It is a transcript of the gene EXOSC5, whose product is annotated as exosome component 5. The coding region runs from base 22 to 693 and encodes 223 amino acids. Gene Ontology annotation, cellular component: cytoplasmic exosome (RNase complex); nuclear exosome (RNase complex); nucleolus. The transcript has 6 exons. The record is from RefSeq and is a predicted model, not a curated record. NCBI's taxonomy places the organism in Eukaryota, Metazoa, Chordata, Lepidosauria, Squamata, Candoiidae. Gene Ontology annotation, biological process: U4 snRNA 3'-end processing; poly(A)-dependent snoRNA 3'-end processing; rRNA catabolic process.
GCCACGUGGGUGGCAGGCGGCAUGGAGGGCGAGCAGCGGCGUUUCGACUCCGGUGACCUGCCCGCUUUGCGCCGGAUCGUCUGCGAGCAAGGCCCGCUCUCCCGUCCCGACGGCUCCGUCUCGUGGAUGCAGGGAGACACUUCCGUGUUAGCUGGAGUGUACGGACCCACAGAAGUUAAGGUCAGCAAGGAAAUCUACGAUAAAGCGACCCUGGAGGUGCUGCUGAGGCCGAAAGUGGGCCUGCCAGGGGUCUAUGAAAAAAGCCGAGAACAGAUGAUCAAGAAGACCUGCGAGGCAGUGAUUUUGGGCAACCUGCAUCCCCGUUCCUCUAUUACGGUCGUGCUUCAGGUGAUUACAGAUGCAGGCUCUCUGCUCUCCAGCUGCUUGAAUGCCACCUGCAUGGGGCUGAUGGACGCAGGGCUGCCAAUGAGCUCGCUGUUCUGCGGCGUGACGUGCGCCUUGGACGCCGAUGGCAAUAUCAUCCUGGACCCCACUGCAAAGCAGGAAAAGGACGCCCCUGCGGUGUUGACCUUUGCCAUCGACAGCAUUGAAAAGAAACUCCUGCUCUCAAGCAUGAAGGGGGCGUGUUCCGAAGAACAGCUUCAGCAAUGCAUUGCAACCGCACAGCGAGCGGCCGACACCAUCUUCCACUUCUACCGAGAUGCUGCUUGUAGGAAGUACUCAAAGUGGUGACUGCUCUCCCCUCCACAAGUGCAACGGGGCAGACUGGCUGCGUCCCAACACUCUUCCAGCCGUGGUCCCCGUUUUCCAGAUGAUAAUGCACCGCGCGUGGACUGCUAUUAAGCCAGGUUGUGGAAGCAGCUGGCAGUGUGGAUGCCAGCAAGCUGGGAAUGGUGGCUACCUAAUCAUCGAUGACCCUCAGGAUCCAGGACUUCCAAAAUGCACGUGAAGUGCCCACUUUCUACCUCCAGAAAAGUUUCCGGUUUUAACCCAGUUCUUGCUCUACUCGGCCUACUAUUUUCCCACGUCCAGCAAAGCCCGCUGUUUCUGCUUUGUAGAACCGUUCUCUUCUUGGCCAAGUUACAGCUCCUUUCUCCUCGUCUCCUGCCUGGAACAAUAAUGCUGGGCCGUUGCAAAGCCAACCACUGGUGUUCUCCUUUCCUGCGGUCACCAGAAAGAAGCAAAGGGAAAAUUUAUCCUAUUUUGAUUAAUGCUCGCCAUAAUCUCAAAUUCUUGUAUCUCUCUGCCGAGUCAUUGGCCUGGCUCAUACAUCAGCUGAAGCCACCAAUUUUGAUAGCCCUGGUUGGUUGGAGAAGCAGUAUGCUAAGCCAAGGUUGACCAGCCUUAGGUGGAUCACCUGAAAAGGGUCACCUUCUGUGCAAAAAGGGUCAUCUUCCUAGCACCCCUUUUAGGGCCCUGUAUCUCCAAGUGGGCGAGGCCAACAUUUCUGGAUGGAUUUUGGGAUGUUGAGGGCAGCACGUUUUGCUCCUUACUCCCAUCAGAAACAGGUAACAGGACUUCAGCAAUGACCUAUUGAGUUUCUUUCCAUUUUUAAAAAGACUUCUUAAUCAGUAGAGGGAGCUGUAACACCAGCGGAAGAAUCUGUGUUGGAACCCCCUCUGUUAAUGAACAAAAAAGCUGCCAUUAAUUUAGGAGUCUUUAUUUUAUUUUACUUUAUUUUAUUUUAUUUGGCUGUGUCUGGUAAGAAAUUUAUGUAACAAAUAAAAUAGCAAAGAGGAAAUCCCAGCUGAGCCCUGUUUUUGGAGUGAAGCCCUGUUCUCUGUUACCCUCAAACAUUUUUGCGGACCACCACAAGUCCAGAAUUGGUAAGGCCUGACUAGGUGUGUAGACCCACGCCGGCAAGGGUGUCUGCAGGGAUGGGGGCCCCAACCAAGUGAUUGUGUGUUGCGAUACAGAUUUUAUGUGGAUCACGACACGUAAAAAAGGCAGGGCUUCAAUCACAUGGUUGGGCUUCAAUCACAUGUCCACCAUCUUGACAUUUUUUCCUCCCUCCCUGCAGAUACCCUUGCACACCAGAUAAGGAACUGCAGCAUUCCCAAAGUAUAAAUAAAACUGAAAUCUCUUGUCAGCACUGA